Aspergillus sclerotioniger CBS 115572 is the source of this 823-nucleotide messenger RNA. RefSeq lists its product as uncharacterized. NCBI's taxonomy places the organism in Eukaryota, Fungi, Ascomycota, Eurotiomycetes, Eurotiales, Aspergillaceae. The transcript is spliced from 2 exons. Bases 1 to 465 code for a protein of 154 amino acids. Gene Ontology annotation, molecular function: protein binding. The record is from RefSeq and is a predicted model, not a curated record.
AUGAUUAUGGUGAUAGUUAAAGUUGGCCCCCUCCCCUUCGCCAGCGGCGCCUACAGCCUCGUCUCAUUACCCGCCGGCUCCCUCCUCACAAAGAUAACCACAGCCACACCGUCCAAGAAAGCCUACACGUCGGUCCAAACCGGCCGUGACACGCACAUCGAACUCAACUCAGACCUAGUCUACUGCAACCAUUCCUGCGAUCCGACCAUCAACUUCGACAUGGAGAAGAUGGAAAUCCGAGUGGUGGAUGACCGGGACUUGAAGGCCGGGGACCCGUUGACGUUUUUCUACCCCUCGACGGAGUGGGAGAUGGAUCAGCCGUUUGAGUGUACGUGUGGGAGUGGGGAGAAAUGUAAAGGGUGGAUUGAUGGGGCGAAGAAUUUGGGGAAUGAGGUGUUGGGGGAGUAUUGGUUGAAUAGACAUAUUGGGGAGAUGGUGGGGGAGAGGGAUGGAUGUGAGGUGUAGAGGGGUAUAGCGGGGGUGAUAGAUUAGACUUUGGGUGGCUGGGGAUUUGUUUUUAGGGUGGUUGGUGGGUUUGGUUUGGUUUAGAAUAGAUGGUUGGGUUGGGUUGGAUUUGAGUGGUGGAAUGGAUGUACAGGCUCUAUAGUAGAGAGUGUUAUAUGGCUGGGGUCUGGAAUGUCUGAGGGUAGAAUGGGGGAGGGAGAGGGGGUAGAACAAGGGUGUAUAGAGGGGUUGUUUUGAUAGAUACUUGCCCUGUUGGAUGCUGGAAUGAAGAUCAAUGUUGAUUUUCACAUGCAUCACUGAACAAAUAUUAUAGAUAUCUGACGGGUUUGUUUACCCACAUGCUAUGGCAUGACAUGAC